ACGUGGGCGUGGCUCCACGGGGAGUGGCCAGACGACUUCGGCGGCGCCUUCCCGAAGGGCGGCCCCCUCCCCAACCCGGAAAACCAGACCCCGCGCCGCCGCGGCGCGCCGGGCAUGCUCAUUAGCGCGGACCCGGCCCGCAGUCCGAACAGGAAGCGUCCGCGCUAGGCGGCCCCCUGCGCUGCCAGCUGGAGCCGGGCGGAGCCGGCGCCGGGUCGCUGGGUGGCUCUGCCAGUCCCCGCGCGCCUGGGCGGCCGCACACGUGUCCAGGCGUCACGUCCGCGCGCGCCCCCGGGGCUUGCGUCAGCUGCCGCUCCAAAGCUGGCGUGCCGGGGCUCUGCGCACCGAUCGGUUUCGGGGCCCGCGACGCUGCCGGGAGGAGGGGCCUGGGGGCGCGGAGAGGUGCUCGGAUCGCCCAGGGCCGCGGAGAUCCUCUGCGCGGUUCAGCCUCCCGCCUGCCCGGCGUCCGCCGUCUCCGCUGCCCCGUCCCGGGCUGGGCGCGGUGGCGUUGCCCCAGAGCCCGCCGCCCGCGGGGCGCGCACCGCCUUAACCCCGGCGGCCCCGCGGCAGGCAGGAGCGCGCAGUUCCAUGGUUGGUUCGGAGCGCGAUGAGCCGCCCGUCCUCCACCGGCCCCAGCGCUAACAAACCCUGCAGCAAGCAGCCGCCGCCGCAGCCCCAGCACGCUCCGUCCCCGGCUGCGCCCCCGGCCGCCGCCACCAUCUCGGCUGCGGGCCCCGGCUCGUCCGCGGUGCCCGCCGCGGCGGCGGUUAUCUCGGGCCCCGGCGGCGGUGGCGGGGCUGGCCCGGUGUCCCCGCAGCACCACGAGUUGACCUCGCUCUUCGAGUGUCCGGUCUGCUUUGACUAUGUCCUGCCCCCCAUCCUGCAGUGCCAGGCCGGGCACCUGGUGUGUAACCAAUGCCGCCAGAAGUUGAGCUGCUGCCCGACGUGCAGGGGCGCUCUGACGCCCAGCAUCAGGAACCUUGCUAUGGAGAAGGUGGCCUCCGCAGUCCUGUUUCCCUGCAAGUAUGCCACCACGGGCUGUUCGCUGACCUUGCACCACACGGAGAAGCCAGAACACGAAGACAUCUGUGAAUACCGUCCCUACUCCUGCCCGUGUCCUGGUGCCUCCUGCAAGUGGCAGGGGUCCCUGGAAGCUGUGAUGUCCCAUCUCAUGCACGCCCACAAGAGCAUCACCACCCUUCAGGGAGAAGACAUCGUCUUUCUAGCUACAGACAUUAACCUGCCAGGGGCCGUGGACUGGGUCAUGAUGCAGUCGUGUUUCGGCCACCACUUCAUGCUGGUGCUGGAGAAACAGGAGAAGUACGAAGGCCACCAACAGUUCUUCGCCAUCGUUCUGCUCAUCGGCACCCGCAAGCAGGCUGAGAACUUUGCCUACAGACUGGAGCUGAACGGGAACCGGCGGAGACUAACGUGGGAGGCCACGCCCCGGUCCAUCCACGACGGAGUGGCCGCCGCCAUCAUGAACAGUGACUGCCUGGUGUUUGACACAGCCAUAGCACAUCUUUUUGCGGAUAAUGGUAACCUUGGAAUCAAUGUGACUAUUUCAACAUGUUGUCCAUGAUGCACCGCAGUUAGCUGGGCCUAGUGCUUUAUGGUUAAUAAAGGUUUUUAUAGACGUUUUAUUCACUAUGUCUUCACAUGUUAAAGUUCCCCAGUUACCCUGUGUUCUGUCUGAACAGCAGCUUCCCAUCUGGCAUCGGCCCAACAGAGUUCGUUAAACUGGAAUGAAUGGGGUUGGCCUGUUGGUUGUUCGGAGGCUGUUCUGUGAGCUAAAAUCUACAUGAUUAUUAAAUUUUACUUCCUGAACAGCACUUGGCAGGUUGCUCAGGGCUCCUGUAGACCAGUGUGUUAGGAAUCGGAGACUCCUUUCUGCCCCCCGCCCCCCAUAUUGGUCCCAAAUUGAGAAAAGCACAGUGACUGUCAGCAGACUAACUUUACUUUCAACUUGGGUUUAGGGGGUAGGAAUUGUUUUAAUGCGUUUCAAACAGUGUUUCUCAAAUUGGAAGACUAACCAAUAUGCAUAGAAUCACCUGGAGUAUCCAUCUUAUACAUGUAGAUUUGGAGAGCCUGUGAAUUUAACAAUCACAUCAGGUGAUUCUUUUCAACAGUAAAGUUUGAGAAUUACUGGGUUAAAUUGUGGGAAAGGGUCCAGAUGUUAAAGGUGCUUUAAGAUUGCCCUCCACUGAUACUCUUUUAUCUUUCUACUAUUUCAUCCCCCAACAGCCCUCCACCCCCAAAUUAAAACCAGAACUACAGCUCCCCAGGAGCACGCCCCUAAGAUUUCGUCACUCUCUUGUAUUUGGGGUGGAUUGCCUAGGAGAGUGAGUUGUAUUGCCAUUGAUAGUUCUCACAUAAUUAGUUUUUGCUCAUCACUAAUACAGAUGACCUGUUUACACAUGGCUUCCUCGGAAGCCCUCCUUGACUGUAGAUGAUGGGAAAGACUAGAUCAGUGGAGUUGGAAAAGCUUUAUAACUAGUGUCAUAUGCUUGCUAUUUAAAAGUAUGUGUUGUUUUGUUUUGUUUUUUUCCACAUUCACUUUAGUUUUUUAAUAAAUAUUUUCCAAGAAUGAAU
Hipposideros armiger (great roundleaf bat) is the source of this 2592-nucleotide messenger RNA. RefSeq names its product siah E3 ubiquitin protein ligase 2 (gene SIAH2). The record is from RefSeq and is a predicted model, not a curated record. The transcript has 2 exons. Gene Ontology annotation, cellular component: cytoplasm. Bases 608 to 1582 code for a protein of 324 amino acids. Gene Ontology annotation, biological process: multicellular organism development; proteasome-mediated ubiquitin-dependent protein catabolic process. NCBI's taxonomy places the organism in Eukaryota, Metazoa, Chordata, Mammalia, Chiroptera, Hipposideridae. Gene Ontology annotation, molecular function: ubiquitin conjugating enzyme binding; ubiquitin protein ligase activity; zinc ion binding.